CCUUCUUCUUCUUCAUGCUCCACGGACACAUAAAUCACCGCUCUUUCUUCCAUUUAUUCAUGCGAUAGACAGUGAGAGCAUCGAAGGCUUGCAUGAGAGCGGUGAUGGCGGAGGAGAUUAGCUCGAGGAUCAGAUUGGUUUUCCAUGGAGGCAUUCUCAGCGAAUCGCAGGUAUCAGAGGGUUUGGAGAACACCUGGGUCCUCCUUAAACCCCAGCACCAACGAACAAUUUCAGACCUCGGCUCAUACAUUCUCCAGAUUUUCAAUCUCCAUGAAUCUUGUCCCUGUGGCGUUCUUCUCUCUAUGGAUGGGUUUGCCUUGCCCCCCUUUGAGUCUAGUAGUAUUCUGAAAGAUAAAGAUGUUAUAAGUGUGAAGAGACGAAUAGGUACACCAGCAAUUGAGUGCAAUGAUGCACCUCUAAAGUCUCGACCCUUGCUUUUGGCCAAUGAGGAAUUUAACAAGGAAAUCAGAGGUUAUGAAAACAAGGAACCAAAAGGCAAUGAGAAAGCCAAGGUCCAUGUUAAAUUUCAUCUUGAGGAUAAACUGGGAGAAGAUGCAACCCUCAAGAAAAAGAAGGCCAAUGGAAAGAGAAAAUCUGGCACAUUGGCUAUUGAAUUCAAUGAAGAGUCUUCAAAAUCUGAAUCUUUUCUUUUAGCCAAUCAGGUAUUCAACAACGAAACCGGAGGUUAUGAGAGCGAGGAACCAGCAGAAAAUGGGAAAAACCAGGGCUGUGAUACAUCUCCUCUAAAGGUUAAGUUGGGUGAAGGUGCAACCUCCAAGAAAAGGAAGACUCUAGAAAAGCUUUCGAAGAAGAAGAAGAAACAUCGCUCUGAAAUUAUGGAGCCUGAUAUUGAUGAUGAGGCUGAGCACGCCGAGGAAGUGCCACUAGUUUUGAAAAGGGAGAAGAGCAUUCACAAGAGUAGGAAAAAAUCUGUCUUGAAUGAGAAGGAUUGUGCCGAAACAAGCGAAGUUAAUGUUACUGAACCUGUCACAAACAUGGGAAAGAGUGUUCACAGUGAGCAGCAAAUAUCCGACUCAAAGAAGAAGGAUGAUGCUGGAAAAAGUACCGCUGAUGUCACUGCACCUGUCACAAUCAUGAAUGAUAAUAUGAAAGAGACUGAAAAGGACAAUGUGGACACGACACCCAAGUCAGAGGAAACUCCAAAGCGGCGUAGUAGGAAUGCAAAAAGAAAAGCCGCAAAGAGGCAAUGGUUGCGGGAAAUGGCAAAAAUUCAGAAGGCAAAUGCUGAUCCUCAAUCUGAGGCAGUUAGAAAUUGGAAAGAAAUGCAAUCUAAACCUGUAAGAGAAGAGUCAGCUGGCCAACCAAAUGGACAUAAAUCAAGUGCGGGUACUGAAGCAGAGGCACUCAAAUAUUGGAAAGCAAUGCAAUCUAAAUCCGCUAGAGAAAUUGCAGCUCGCCGGCCAAAUGGUCAUAAGAUAAAUCUUGAUUCUCGAUCAGAAGCACUUAGGAAUUGGAAAGAGAUGCAAUCUAAAGUUGGUACAGAAGGGACAACCGUUCAGCCAAACGGAAAUCCCAACACAAAAUGGGGCCAGGCUAGUGUAAUGAGUGAAGAGGGUCUCAAUAAGCCAAAUGGACCUCAAAAUUGGAAGCAAGAACAAAGUAGAGUGAAUAGUGGAGAGAGUGUAAGUCUACAAAAAGUACACAGAAACUGGACCCAUGGGCAAAUCGAGGUGAAGAAUGGAGAAGAUGUAAGAGUAGGAAAUCAGGGAGAAAGUACCUAUGAAAGAGGGGAGGCAUCUGAUCAAGUAAAUGGGCUUCUACACUUGAAUGAAUUGCAUGCCGAUGAUACAGUUAAAGAUGCUGAGGAACAUAUACCAUCAGAUGCAAGAAACAAUUCCUGUGAUAAACCAAAUGAAAAUGGCGAUAGUGAUAGCGAUGAUGAAACUGUUGUUCCUGUUGAAAUAAGGCCUGGGCACAUCCGAUUUGAGCCUUUGGGGAAAGAACGAACUCCGGAACAGACACAAUUGAAAGCAAUGAAAAAUUAUCAUUGGAAUGGAAUCACCAGCAAGAAAAAGGGUCAGAAAUGGGGCACUGAGAAAUCUUCAUUUUUCCAAAGAAUUGAAGUUAAUAAUGAUUCAAACAGAGAACAAUCUGAAAUGCCUGAUGCUGAAAUGCAUAAUGCUGAAAUGUUAAAGCAGUCUGCUGAGCCAUUUGACUUUACUAAAGUCCCAUUCCUCUCUGGUUCUCCAAAGGAAGGUGAUGUGAUCGCAUAUCGGUUGCUUGAGCUGUCAUCCACCUGGACCCCUGAGCUCUCCUCCUACCGGGUUGGGGAAGUAUCAUCAUAUGAUUCUCAAUCAGGUGUAGUUUCAUUAAUGCCAGUCCCCAAGUUUCCAAUCCCUUGUAAGAAACCUGACGGGGAUGAUGAAUCUUCCAUGCAACCUGAUGAUAGUGUAUAUAAAGAGGACGGAUCGUUGGAGAUAGUUUUCUCUUUGCUUGCUGAAGUUCGUAUUCUAGAACAUAAAACGAGAGUUCCUGGUAGCUCCUGUGAUGACAGCGUGGCUGGAGAUGACUCUACCUUGUUUACUACUACUGCCAAUGUGCAAACACCUGCUUCCAUUCCACCUGAAACCCAAGAUUUGAUCCAUGGUAGUGAAAAAAUGCAUUCCACCGUUAAAGAAAAUGAUGCAAACCCAUGGGACCAAUUCAGUGAAGCUAUUACUGCAAAAAAGCUACAACUUUCCCAGGAGAAUUCAGGCAAGCCUUUGUCAUAUAAAUCAUUGAGGGGCACUGCAAUGGGCCCUACGCUGGCUUUUCUAAGAUCGAUAAAGCAUAUAUGAGACGGAACAGUAAAUGAAUUCUCCCUUUCCACACGCACGAUGACUACUGUUAUGGCUGCUGUUUCACCGGAAUGGAGAAUGUAAGUCUGGUUUUCCAACUUCAAGUUGUAACUAUACUUUGCUUUUGCUUUUUGUAUGUCAUGAAGAUGGUAGGAUUUUUCUGAUUUUUUUUUCUCUUCAAGAAUGAAAAAAAUAAUAAUAUAUUAAAGCAUUAUGUUUUCCCAGAACAAGGAAUAAGUUUUGUGCUGCACUGAAGCAAACACUAAAAGGCAAAGCUGAGUGAGUAUCUUGAAGUUCACUUUGCCUUGUUUGGCU
Molecule: messenger RNA, 3113 nt
Organism: Cuscuta campestris
Lineage: Eukaryota; Viridiplantae; Streptophyta; Magnoliopsida; Solanales; Convolvulaceae
Source: the annotation of a GenBank genome assembly